Molecule: messenger RNA, 2384 nt
Organism: Harmonia axyridis
Lineage: Eukaryota; Metazoa; Arthropoda; Insecta; Coleoptera; Coccinellidae
Gene: Usp12-46
Product: ubiquitin carboxyl-terminal hydrolase 46
Exons: 8
Coding region: 163-1245 (360 amino acids)
Biological process (GO): protein deubiquitination
Cellular component (GO): cytosol; nucleus
Molecular function (GO): cysteine-type endopeptidase activity; cysteine-type deubiquitinase activity
Source: RefSeq, a predicted model, not a curated record
AUGGUACAUCGGUAAUUGUCAAUUCUGUUGAAGUUGAUAGUCGUUACUUAUAUUAAGUUGUUUUAAGGAUUUGUCAAGAUGCGGUAAUGAAGAAAUAUUAUAGUAAAUUCGUAAUAAAAUCCUACGUUUCUGAUAUAAACGAAAUGGAUUAGGUUUCGAAAUAUGGGUGCGAAUAUUUCUCAGUUAGAAAGAGAUAUAGGUUCUGAACAAUUUCCUUCCAAUGAGCGUUAUUUUGGUCUUGUGAAUUUUGGUAAUACAUGCUACAGUAAUUCCGUUCUUCAGGCCUUAUAUUUUUGUAAACCGUUCAGAGAUAAAGUUCUUGAAUACAAAGCUAAGAAUAAGAGAACUAAAGAAACUCUCCUCACAUGUUUAGCAGAUUUAUUCUACAGUAUUGCAACACAUAAGAAGAAGGUGGGCUCUAUUGCUCCAAAAAAAUUUAUAGCUAGGUUAAGAAAAGAAAAAGAGGAAUUCGAUAACUAUAUGCAGCAGGAUGCUCAUGAAUUCCUGAAUUUUUUAGUUAAUCAUAUUAGUGAAAUAAUUCUUGCUGAACGUCAACAAAAUUCUACUACAAAUAAUAUAAAUAAAACAAAAGGUAUAGGAGAGAAUGGUACAAACCAUUUGCCACCAGAACCUACUUGGGUUCAUGAAAUAUUUCAGGGUAUUUUAACAAGUGAAACUAGAUGUUUGAACUGUGAAACUGUGAGUAGCAUUGAUGAAGAUUUCUUCGAUUUACAAGUUGAUAUUGAACAAAAUACAAGCAUCACACAUUGUCUACGCUGCUUUAGUAAUACGGAGACGUUGUGUAGUGAUAAUAAGUUUAAGUGUGAUAACUGUAGUAGUUACCAGGAGGCCCAAAAAAGAAUGAGAGUAAAAAAACUACCAAUGAUUUUGGCUCUGCAUCUGAAGAGAUUCAAAUAUAUGGAACAAUAUAAUAGGCAUAUUAAAGUGUCGCACAGAGUGGUUUUUCCAUUGGAAUUACGGCUUUUCAAUACUUCAGAUGAUGCUUUGAACCCAGAUCGGCUGUAUGAUUUGGUUGCAGUUGUAAUACAUUGUGGCAGUGGACCUAAUCGUGGACACUACAUAAGUAUAGUGAAGAGUCAUGGCUUUUGGUUGUUGUUCGAUGAUGAUCAAGUUGAUAAAAUUGAUGCAUCAACCAUUGAAGACUUUUACGGCCUGACAUCGGAUACCCAAAAAUCGUCGGAAACAGGAUAUAUAUUAUUUUAUCAAUCGAGAGAAAGCUUAUGAAGCAUGUUACGUGCCUUCCAGAGACAUGGAGCGGGAAACAGGACUGCAUGAAUAUUUUGAAGAAAUCCACAAGAACGGUUACGAUAAGUGAUUUUCUAGUUUGACAAUGAAAAAUGACUGUUAAUGAUUUCUUCCACCGCUAUAUAUAUCUAUACUCUUUAUUUUUGAUUAAAACAGCGAUUUUAUUCACUUCGACAUCCGAUUCAAUAGUUUUGAUAAUUUUAAAAAGAAAGAUUUACGAUUUUCAUUCCAAUUCUGCUAUUUCUGAAUGCCCGUAAUAGCUUUAUUUGAACCACAUGUAUUAAAUUCAAAUGAUUAUUUACUAGUUUGCUGUCAAGAAAUUAAUUAUUUUAUUGAUUUUAUUCUGAAAAGAUUUUAAAUUUUAUUAUACAGGAAUUCACAUAUUGAAAUCUUUUUCGAAUUAGUGUUUAAAUAAUUCUAACUAUGAUUGAAGUAGUUUAUGAUAUUCAUGAAUAAGUUUAUUAUUUAUUAUUCAUUUGUUGUCGAUUCAUUUCAGCAUUGAUUUGUAUCAUAUUCAAAAGUUCGUUCUAUUUGUUUUUUAAUUUCUUUUUGCAUUCAGGGAAGCAUUUGAUGAUUAUACAUUUCUGUGCAUUGUCUGUGAUAAGUUUUGAGGAUUAUUAAUUUAUUAGGUAUAUAAUAAUAAUAAAUAUAUGAGUGUAGAAAAAUAAAAAUUGAGUCAUUAUGUGGAUAUUGUCCAAGGCAUGUUCAUGAAUUUCUAAAUUUUCCCAAUUCAGAUUUCCAUCUAUUCAUUCUCAUUAGAUUUUAAAAAUGAUUGCCUUUUUAUGCAGUCGAAUCCUUUGAUUUGAACUUUGUUUCUUUUUUUUAAUUGCAAUAAAUACACGAAAUUUGCGUUUAUAUGCCUUGUAUAUAUUGUACAUUGUUAUUUGUAUAUGUAAUAUAUUGUAAUAGAGGAGUACAAUUCACUUUAUCAGGUUUGUUACUACUUCUCUCUCUCUUUAUCUCUCUAUAUAUAUGUAUAUAUAUAUUAUAUAUAUAUAUAGUAUGUAGUAUGUAUAUAUAUAUAUAAUAUUUUGAAUACACGAGAGUUAUCAUUUCUACUGUUAAACAAAUUUUAUUGUGUAAAUAAAUGUUAGAUUUAAUAAAGAAAAAUACUUAAA